ACGAUGGCCAAUUGCGCCGGAGGACAUAUCGAGUCUCAUCCUAGAAACAGGCCUCGGAUAAUGUUUUAUUGCUAAAUCUCUGUCGGGGUCUAGUCAUGAAGUUCCUUCACCUUCAAACUUGUGAAGUGAGUUUCGCGUGGCAAUGAACACAUCGCAUAAGGAACUUGUGAAGUUCCUUCAUGUUCUACGUGUUGAGGCGGUGUCACCCAUCUAAUAAUAAAGAAGAAGGAAUGUAUAAAUCAUCAUCGCUCGUAUCGUACGUGUUACAAGGAAGACUUAUUCUCACUCAAGGGCUAAUCUGCGUAAAUAAAGGUACGAGACAGAAUUUUCAUCCGAGGCCCGACUUUUUCAUCCUUUUCACUGUUUUCUCCCUUACGUUCCAAAAGCACAAGCCUCAGCAUUCUUUGGUCAAAAGGUUAGGAGGACCAGAAGCUUUUUCCAUCAUCAGCUCAUCAGUUCAUCACGAGAAUCGUUAAAAACUACCCUUUAACUCAAAAGAAACUGCAUUCUCACUCUAAAACUGUCUCCCUCUCUCGCUGUGCGUUUCUUUUGCGUUCAAAAGUCAUUCUUUCUUUGAGAAUUGUGAAAGACGAUUUCUGAAAAGAAAAAGGGAGAUCAUCCACCAAGAACACGAAGAAAAAGAUUGCAAAAUCGCGCGCAUUCUCCAGCACAUGAUGAUCCCUUUAUCAUGCUCUCAAGCAAUCAAAACCAUCCUCUACAAAACAGUACUAAAAAUUCGAUUCAAAUUUCAAAAGCACUGAAACCCAAGUAUCCAUCAUUAGGCAUAUAUAAGGAGUUCCCCGAAAAACAGAGCACCCUCGAGAAGAACAAACAGAGUACGAAAAAGAUGGCGACUCUGCAGAAGUUCAAGCUCUUCGCUGCCCAGUGCGGCGUCGCCCCGAGUCCCACGCGCAGCCCAAGGGCGAGCCCCGUCGUCCAGCUCCGCCGCCAGAGCCAGAAGACCACCCUGCGGAUGCUCUUCACUCGCGGCGGCGUCGUCGGGGCGCGGCGGGUCGACUCAGUCGAGCCCGAAUUGGGCCACGAGAAGAAGAAGAAGAGCGUGAGCGGACGCACUCUGAAGGACCUGUUCGUGUCGCCGCCACCAAGUCCGGAAAGAGACCACGACAGAAGAGGAGGCGCCAGAGGAGAUAGAAGUGGUGGGGAGGAGGUGUUUCCUUUCCAUGCCGGCAGUCUAGGCGGCCUGAUCACCGGACCGGGUUCGCCGAGGCCGGUCUUCAUGGGGCUGCGGUUCAGGUCGCUGAUGCUCAGGAAGGCUUGGCGUCCCACGCUCGAAACAAUACCCGAGUGACAUGAUAUGCAACAUGCGGAUCGCAAAAUUUUGCCUAUGCACCGUGACGAGGGCCGUUGUUCCGCGUGGCAGAUCGACUCGUUCUUCCCACUCAUUCCCCUAGACUCCAAUCUCGAUCUUAUCUUCGCGAUCCGCGUUGCAUAUUUCUGUUCGGUCUCAAGAUAGUGCAGAUGAGAUUCUAAUGAAAUCAAUCGCCGUUCGAAAA
Molecule: messenger RNA, 1514 nt
Organism: Syzygium oleosum
Lineage: Eukaryota; Viridiplantae; Streptophyta; Magnoliopsida; Myrtales; Myrtaceae
Exons: 1
Coding region: 689-1309 (206 amino acids)
Source: RefSeq, a predicted model, not a curated record